AUGGCACUGGUUCCCUAUGAUUGUGGCAGUGGAAGUGAUGGAGAAAUAACUGACGACGAGGAAGUUUCUUCAAAAUCUGAAGUAGUCUUGAAUGGAAAACCAGCUUCUCCAAAUCCAGCCUUAGCACCCAUUGACAGUUCCACACCGUCAACCAGUGGCCUUUUCUCGCAAUUACCUCAAGCAAAACCCGCCAGAUCAAAUAUAGCCGAAGAAAAUGACCAAUUGGAAGAUUUCAUUCCCACAGUGAAAACCCUAAAAGAAAAAAGGAAAGUACAAAUUACAAUUCCGUCUUUGUCAGACUUCGAUGAUUUCAAUAACAGUGAUGAACCUUCAACAAAACGUGCGAAGCCCUCGCAGAAAGGCAGCGGUUUAUUGAGUUUAUUACCGCCAGUACAAUCUGUGCCCAAGUCUAAUGUCACUUUCGUACCUGAUGCUGUGAAGAAGAAGAGCGCUCCUAUGGUACCUCGAAUGGUGGCCAAAAAGAAAGCAAUAAUUUCCGAGUCUGCCAAAAAGGCUCUGUCAGCGAAAACUACCAAAAUUAGUACAGCAAGCGACAGUGAUACAGACAAUGAAGACAUCCCAUUACCUGAUAGUUUUGACGAUAAAAUGUGGGAAAAAGUUUGUGGUCGUCCGAAACCCAAAAAACCUAUCAUUGAAGUUGUCCAGAAAUCACAUCAACCCGAACCUGAAGAAUUAACGAUUGCACCUGAUCCUGAAAAACCUUACGAUGGUCUAGACAACGAAGCCUUCAAAGAACUAAUAGGAAAAUCCAGGCGGCCAAUAGGUAACAUCAAACUAAUCGACAUUAAUGAAGACGACUCAAUGCCAGACAGAGAUUUAAUGAUGACCAAGUCCUUGACUGAUCCGGAUCUCGCUCCCAAACCGCCAGAGGAUGAUGGUACCAUAGAUUCUACUAAAAAACGAAAACAUCAUAUUACGUUUUUGGCCCAGCAAGCCAAGGCUAAAGAGCAGGAAUUGAAGGCUGCGUGGGCCACUAGCAGGAGUAAUAGGAUGAUGAGUCGAGCUAAGUAUGGAUUUUAA
This is a messenger RNA of Ceutorhynchus assimilis (cabbage seed weevil), 1041 nucleotides long. NCBI's taxonomy places the organism in Eukaryota, Metazoa, Arthropoda, Insecta, Coleoptera, Curculionidae. The record is from the annotation of a GenBank genome assembly.